AUGGAAAUCGAACCCAACCCAGGAGACCAAAUUCCAACACCAGCUUUCGACCUAGUUGAAAUCCCAAGAGUCCCAGCACCCCAUCCCCCAGAUUAUGACCCAUGGUUUAACGACCAUAGGGAUUACCCAGAACUCCACCCACAAGAGGAACCCAUGCAAAACCCAGUAGCACCCUACCCAAACCUUGACCCUCUAGAUCCAUACUGGGAUAAUGACCAAUAUAUCAGGGAGAUCCUAGAGAACCCGUACCCUUACGAAGAACCAAUGCCACAGUAUCCUGACCCGAUACCAACACCCGCACCACCCAUGAGCACUGAGAAUGUGCAGGAACUCCGCACGUUUGGUGAGGAGUUGUUAGAUGAAAGUGAAAAGAUAAGACAAAUAGGUGAGAGACACAUGGACAACGAAGUGAAUCAAGAAAACCAGAAUAACGAUAAUAACGGAAACCAGAUAGAUAAUAGUGCCAUCCAACACAUAGUGCCACAAGGGAUUAUAGACGCUAUGCCACAUAUUAUCAAAACGGUUAAGGAAGCAGACAAUAAUAAAAGUAAUAGCGGAAGUAAACGACCACCACUGAACCUAGUCACAGCGUAA
Helianthus annuus (common sunflower) is the source of this 594-nucleotide messenger RNA. RefSeq lists its product as uncharacterized. NCBI's taxonomy places the organism in Eukaryota, Viridiplantae, Streptophyta, Magnoliopsida, Asterales, Asteraceae. The record is from RefSeq and is a predicted model, not a curated record. The transcript is spliced from 2 exons. Bases 1 to 594 code for a protein of 197 amino acids.